Polyodon spathula (Mississippi paddlefish) is the source of this 1758-nucleotide messenger RNA. RefSeq names its product zinc finger protein 346-like. The transcript has 7 exons. Lineage: Eukaryota; Metazoa; Chordata; Actinopteri; Acipenseriformes; Polyodontidae. Gene Ontology annotation, molecular function: nucleic acid binding; zinc ion binding. The record is from RefSeq and is a predicted model, not a curated record. The coding region runs from base 52 to 930 and encodes 292 amino acids.
UAGUUUGUCGUCCUCGGCUUCUGCUCUGUUGCGUUGACUGCGUUUGGAAAGAUGGAGGACGAAGAACAAAACGGAGCGGUGUCUUUACCGAAAGGGGCUGCGGCGGUGAACAAAAUGAUCAGAGAAAACAGUGACAUCUUCUCUGACUCGCAUUGCAAAGUGUGCAGCGCUGUUCUCAUCUCAGAGUCACAGAAACUUGCACAUUAUCAGAGUAUGAAACAUGCAAAUAAAGUGCGCAGAUACAUGAGUAUCCACAAGGAUGAGGAACCUGUGGGGAAGAAGUUCAAACCACCAUCGCCUGACAAUGAUAGCAGUAAUGGGGAGGAGGAUCGAAUGAAGGCCUGCCCAGUUUGUAACAUGAAGUUCUCUUCCCCUGUAGUGGCUCAGUCCCACUACCAAGGCAAGGUUCACUCCAAAAACCUUAAGCUGAAAGAACAGGGCAUCCCUGAAAAAGUGUACCCCCAGUCGAAGACCGUCCCGAAAAAGCCCUCGCCUGUGAAUGCGCCCCCAGACGUUUCCGCGGGCAGUGACCCCGAGAAGUUCUGCUCCAUCUGCCAUGCCUCCUUCAACAACCCGCUGAUGUCCAAGCAGCACUACGUGGGCAAGAAGCACAAAAAGCAGAUGACCAAGGUGAAGCUCAUGGAGCACUAUGGGCCCUCCUCUGCACCUGCUUCCACAGUGAAAGGCUACCCGUGCUCAGUGUGUAACAUUGAGCUGAACUCCGUAGAGCAAUACCAGGCACACAUCAGCGGCUCCAAACACAAGAACAACGUGACAGGGAAGAAACAGGCUGCUUCCUUCGUUCGCCAGGCAGCCUCCUUCGUUCGCCAGGCAGCCGCCCCACCAGCGGAGCGCCAGUUCUUUCCAGAUUUCCAACCACGGCAGGAUGAAUACAGGGGCUAUGGGGGCUACAACCAGCAGUACCCCUGAAAACGCGCCCAGCGUUCCUCCUCCUCCUCCCCCCGGUUUUAGAGAGAGCACUGCUUCCUUUUUUUUUUUUUUAAUUCUCAAACGGGCGAGCUUCAGAGCGCUUGGACGUUGGCUCAGAUUAAGCUCCAUUUUAAACCAGAGAAUCCCUGGGUUUUAUUAAUUCUGUGUUUUAAGUUGUGGACUAGUUUGUGAAGUGGCGCUUGUGUCACAGUGCUCAUUGAAUUGUUUUAUACAUAUGGUCUGUCUUUACAAGAAAAAGGAGAAGGAAGCAUGUUUGGCACAGGGGAUGAUUUGUUAGGUUCGUACAAAUCUGGCCAAAAGUUUUGCAUCGCUUCGAAUUUUAGGAUUGAGACAAUUUGAGAAAAAAAAAAAAAAACUCUAUGAACAUCAUGUAAUCGAAAGGAAGUACAGAGUGAUAUGGCUAGUCUACCAAAAGCCAUCAUAGUAGUACAGCAUUUCAUGUUCGAUUUGUAAAUCUCACAUUCGUUAAGUAUAUAGAAAACUACAAAGCGGCGUGCAAUUCAAAAAGUUAACGUGCCGUUAUUCAGCAGGUUUCAUUCGACUUUAUGAAGCGAAAUUUGUUAAUACUAUAGGGUGAUGCAAAAAUUUUGUCCAUAGCUGUAGUAUGAAGCAUUGCAGUGUGAACAAUAUUAUUAUUAAUGUUUUGCGCAUUAUAGCACCACCUGUCUUUGGCUAUACAGUACAAACUAUAAAUCCUUGUCAUUUUUGCUUCAUGGAACAUCGGAAUUGUAUCUUGGAUCUGAGGAACACCUUUUCCAAAACUACACGUGAUACAAUUACUGAAAUUAAACACAUGCUCUUUACCUA